Molecule: messenger RNA, 1053 nt
Organism: Phytophthora infestans T30-4
Lineage: Eukaryota; Oomycota; Peronosporomycetes; Peronosporales; Peronosporaceae
Product: pectinesterase, putative
Exons: 1
Coding region: 1-1053 (350 amino acids)
Biological process (GO): cell wall modification
Molecular function (GO): pectinesterase activity
Source: RefSeq, a predicted model, not a curated record
AUGAAGCUCUUCCUUCCCUUCGUGGCUCUUGUAGCUGUCUCGACCCUCUCAGCAGCUGAGGUCAUAGACGAAAUCGGAGCUGGAGGCACGUGCAGCGGACGCAACGCACGUGUCGCCCCUCCCAAAGGUGCCAUCGUCGUUGACGCCACUGGUGACUUUGACGGCAGCUACGAGACCCUAUCGAAGGGUGUAGAGAGCUUGGACGUCACUUCAACGGACGUGCAGACCAUCUUCGUCAUGCCGGGUAUCUACGAAGAGCAGGUGCUCGUUCCUAGACUAGCAGGCGCUUUGGUGCUGCAGGGCUCGACGUGUGAUGCGAGAUCAUACGAAGACAACGAGGUCACGAUUACUCAGGCCACAGCGCAGAAGGAUCUCCCGCGGGAGUUGACUAAAGGACGUAAUGAUCUCACCAGUACAAUGCGCUUCAAGGCCAGUAAUGUGACAGUGUACAAUCUCAACAUUGCCAACACUGCUGGCAACGUUGGUCAAGCUGUGGCAGCUACGGUUGACGGAACGGACUAUGGUUUCUACGGGUGCAACUUCACGGGAUAUCAGGACACGUUGUACGCUAACAAAGGACGGCAACUGUACGCACAGUCGUACAUCAGUGGAGCCGUGGACUUCGUCUUUGGGUCCAAGGCUGUGGCCUGGUUCGAGAGCUGCGACAUUGAGACGGUUGGCAAGGGCUGUAUCACUGCUAACGGCCGUAGCACUGAAGAUGGCCCGUCCUACUAUGUGUUCAAUGACGCUCGAGUGUACGGCUCCAACCCCAAGGGCACGUCCUUCCUCGGUCGUCCCUGGCGUCCAUUCGCUCGCGUAGUGUGGCAGAACAGCGAGCUGAGCGACGUCAUCAAUCCUCUGGGCUGGUCUGCGUGGGACGCCACAUCUGGCACGAACGAUGUUCACUUUAGGGAGUUUAACAACACGGGAGCUGGUGCUGCGAUGGAUAAGAGAGUGGAAUUCAGCCUGGAACUUAAGAAGGCGGUGGACAUCACGGAGCUCCUGGGCGAGGAUUACGAGUCGCAGUGGUGGGUGGACCCGGACUAUCUGUAG